AUGUCAACCCCAAAUGAGACCGACCAAUUUAAUGCACAAGUAAAAAGAACUAGCGAGCGGAUUAGAAGUAGUUCAGCAACCCCUCCAGAAAAUCAGUCUGUGGGAAAGAAGACGGACAAGCCAGAUGGAAUGUCGACCAGUUCUCAGUCAGCAAGUGCAAGUUUGACAGCCGGGGAAGUCAUAGAUGCAUCACCUGCUCAAGGACGGAAGGGUCAGAAAGGCAAAAAGGUGGGAGACGUGGUAGAAAAGGUGGCUUCAGGCGAUGUGGUUGACAACAUUACCUCAAAGGAUGCCGGCAAUGGAGAUGUUCAUGAUAUGGAAGAAGCGUCAUCUACCGCCCCAAAGACUGGCAGCUCGUUAGCAGUGGUCCAGCCCGUCGCAGAUGAGAAUACCUGCCAACCUGCAUCACGCCCCAAAGACAGUCAAACUCCAAAGAGCAACGCAGCAUCGGCUUCACCAUUUGAUUCAAGAAGCCCGCUGAGGACGGCAGGUCCAAGAAUCACAGUUUCAUCCCCACUGGCACUACCUGGGCAUUUGAUUGCGCCGGAAGUGAUAAAUAGAGGAGUCCUAAAUAACAUGCCAGCUCCUGGUCAGUUGUUGCACACAAAAUUUGUGGCAGGAGCCAACAACAUCCUAGCAAAGAUAGACAAAUGUUCACCAGACACGAUCAAGUCCUGGUUGCAGGCAAAAGGUUUCGGCCUAGUUCCCUUAUAA
Molecule: messenger RNA, 714 nt
Organism: Melampsora larici-populina 98AG31
Lineage: Eukaryota; Fungi; Basidiomycota; Pucciniomycetes; Pucciniales; Melampsoraceae
Exons: 2
Coding region: 1-714 (237 amino acids)
Source: RefSeq, a predicted model, not a curated record